CAGAGCCUGUGGCGCUGCAGACACAAACAGUCGGUAACAGACAACCCUGUUGUAACAAACCAUGCUUUAAAAUGUAAACCACGGUGAAUUUUCCUCAAUUGUCCAGAAGCAACCUUCGCUCUGAGCCUGGAUUAACCAUGAGAGAGCUCAUCAACAUUCCACUGUUACAGAUUCUCACCCUGGUUGCCUUCAGUGGGACUGAGAAACUUCCAAAAGCUCCCGUCAUCACCACACCUCUUGAAACUGUAGAUGCCUUAGUGGAAGAAGUAGCAACUUUCAUGUGUGCCGUGGAAUCCUACCCUCAGCCCGAGAUUUCUUGGACCAGAAAUAAAAUCCUCAUUAAGCUGUUUGACACCCGCUAUAGCAUCCGGGAGAAUGGUCAGCUCCUCACCAUCCUGAGUGUGGAAGACAGUGAUGAUGGCAUCUAUUGCUGCAUAGCCAACAAUGGCGUGGGAGGAGCCGUGGAGAGUUGUGGAGCUCUACAAGUGAAGAUGAAACCUAAAAUAACUCGCCCUCCCAUUAAUGUAAAAAUAAUCGAGGGACUGAAAGCAGUAUUACCAUGCACAACAAUGGGCAACCCCAAGCCAUCCGUCUCCUGGAUCAAGGGGGACAGUGCUCUCAGGGAAAAUUCCCGCAUUGCAGUUCUGGAAUCGGGGAGUCUAAGGAUCCAUAAUGUGCAAAAGGAAGAUGCAGGACAGUACCGAUGUGUGGCCAAGAACAGCCUGGGCACAGCUUAUUCCAAACUUGUGAAGUUGGAAGUUGAGGAAGACAGUGAACCUGAGCAGGACACUAAAGUUUUUGCAAGAAUCCUGCGUGCUCCUGAGUCCCACAAUGUCACCUUUGGUUCCUUUGUAACCCUACGCUGCACAGCAAUAGGCAUCCCUGUCCCCACCAUCAGCUGGAUUGAAAACGGAAAUGCUGUUUCCUCAGGAUCCAUUCAAGAGAGUGUGAAAGACCGGGUGAUUGACUCAAGACUCCAGCUCUUUAUCACCAAGCCGGGACUCUACACGUGCAUCGCCACCAAUAAACACGGGGAGAAAUUCAGUACGGCCAAGGCUGCAGCCACUGUCAGCAUAGUAGGUAGACCUUUCUGGAUUCCCAAAGAAACUACCUUCUAACUCUGGAGUGUUUGGAGUACAUCCCAGAGAGACAGCAAAGGCUACUGCGCCCAGUACCGAGGGGACGUGUGCGGUCCCGUUCUGGCCAAAGACGCGCUUGUCUUUUUCAACACCUCCUACUCGGACCCCGAGGAGGCCCAAGAGCUGCUGAUCCACACGGCGUGGAGUGAACUGAAGGCGGUGAGCCCACGGUGCCGGCCCGCCGCCGAGGCUUUGCUGUGCCAGCACCUCUUCCAGGAGUGCGGCCCUGGAGCCGUGCCCACUCCCAUGCCCGUCUGCAGAGAGCACUGCUUGGCAGUAAAGGAGCUUUUCUGUGCACAAGAAUGGCUGGCGAUGGAAGGAAAGACCCACCGAGGACUCUACAGCUCGGGGAUGCACCUCCUCCCGGUGCCAGACUGCAGCAAGCUUCCCAGCAUGCACCGGGACCCCAUGGCCUGCACAAGACUGCCAUAUUUAGAUUAUAAAAAGGAAAACAUAACAACAUUCCCACCAAUCACGUCCUCCAAGCCAAGUGUGGACAUUCCAAACCUGCCUUCCUCCACCUCGUCCUUCGCCGUCUCUCCCGCAUACUCCAUGACGGUCAUCAUCUCCAUCAUGUCCAGCUUUGCCCUCUUUGCUCUUCUUACCAUCAUGACUCUUUACUGCUGCCGAAGAAGGAAAGAGUGGAAAAAUAAGAAAAGAGAGUCAACAGCGGUGACCCUCACUACACUGCCUUCCGAGCUCUUACUGGACAGACUCCAUCCCAACCCCAUGUACCAGAGGAUGCCGCUCCUUCUGAAUCCCAAGUUGCUCAGCCUGGAGUAUCCCAGGAAUAACAUUGAGUAUGUCAGAGACAUCGGAGAGGGAGCAUUUGGAAGGGUCUUUCAAGCAAGGGCUCCUGGCUUACUGCCUUACGAACCUUUCACUAUGGUGGCCGUGAAGAUGCUUAAGGAGGAGGCCUCCGCGGACAUGCAAGCAGACUUUCAGAGGGAGGCAGCCCUCAUGGCCGAGUUUGACAACCCCAACAUCGUGAAGCUCUUAGGUGUAUGUGCAGUAGGAAAGCCCAUGUGCCUGCUCUUUGAAUACAUGGCCUACGGUGACCUCAAUGAGUUCCUCCGAAGCAUGUCCCCUCACACCAUGUGCAGCCUCAGCCACAGCGACCUGUCCACGAAGGCUCGGAUGUCCAGUCCCGGUCCUCCACCCCUGUCCUGUGCGGAACAGCUCUGCAUUGCCAGGCAAGUGGCAGCCGGCAUGGCCUACCUGUCAGAGCGCAAGUUUGUCCACCGGGACUUAGCCACCAGGAACUGCCUGGUUGGGGAGAACAUGGUGGUGAAAAUUGCAGACUUUGGCCUCUCCAGGAACAUCUACUCCGCAGAUUACUACAAAGCUAAUGAAAACGACGCCAUCCCUAUCCGUUGGAUGCCACCCGAGUCCAUCUUCUACAACCGCUACACCACGGAGUCGGAUGUGUGGGCCUAUGGUGUGGUCCUCUGGGAGAUCUUCUCCUACGGCCUGCAGCCCUACUAUGGCAUGGCCCAUGAGGAGGUCAUUUACUAUGUGAGAGAUGGCAACAUCCUCUCCUGCCCUGACAACUGCCCCUUGGAACUGUACAACCUCAUGCGCCUGUGUUGGAGCAAGCUGCCAUCCGACAGACCCAGCUUCUGCAGUAUCCACCGGAUCCUGCAGCGCAUGUGCGAGAGAGCAGAGGGAACGGUGGGAGUCUAGAGUUGACUGUGCUCAAACAACACCCAGUAGGCUCUUUUCAGACUGUGAGCUGAAGGAUUUCAGACCGUGAGCUGGAGGAUUCCUACGGCAGAGGUCGGGUAGGAACGGACAGGAAAGAGUUUAAUGUAGAUAUCACGAACCAGCUGCUUGUUUGCCACAAGAAACAGAUCGUGAAAAACCCGCAGUGUAGAAGAGUCUCAUUGAAAUAGGAGGUUGGAGACACGAGCUAGGAGAAGAAGGAUGAUUGCAGGUAGCUCUUUUCUCUCGCAGGGCAGUUCCUAAUACAUAUUGUAUAAUGA
Molecule: messenger RNA, 3121 nt
Organism: Peromyscus maniculatus bairdii (prairie deer mouse)
Lineage: Eukaryota; Metazoa; Chordata; Mammalia; Rodentia; Cricetidae
Source: RefSeq, a predicted model, not a curated record